AUGUACCUUUAUUUGUUCUCUUUUUUAUAUGUUGUGUCUUCUAUAGUUUAUGUACUCAACACAGAUGAAUUGAAAAUUUUGGAGGAUUAUGCUAAUGGGAUUGAAAAAUACGAUAAAUAGAAAGAAAAGUUGGUUAUUUAGAGUAUUAGUUUACUUGCUAAUGAUGAGGAGGUAAUUUAAAUUACAAGUUUAUUUACUCCUUUUGAUAAUUAAUAGAGAGUAGAUAUAUUAACCAAAAAAGCAGAGAAUAUAUACACAGUGUAUACUUUAUAUUAUGCUAAAUAAUAAAGUUCAGAACUUAAGUUUGAAAAGGUGGAAUUAAAAGGUGUAGAAAAAUGUACAUCCUUAACUUAUCUAUAGGAUUAAUUUAUAGUUGAUUGCACGAUUAAUACAAUUCUUUUUGUUUUAUAGAAUGGAACUUAGAUAUAAUACGACUAUAAUAAAAAUGUCUAAUUUACUCAAAUCUUAGGGUUCUAUGAUGGAUUAUUAGGAUUAUCUCCAGGAUAUUUAAGCUUUUUUGAUGAAUAGCUUUAACUGGAAAGAUAGAUCUUAGCCAAUUAUAUUUAAGUACUAAAGGAUGAAAAAAAUGUUUAUUUAUUAAAUGAACUCUAAGUUUUUUAAUAUACUUAAGAUGGAGGUGUAAUAGAGUAUAAUCAUAAAUGCGAAAAUAAGCCAGAAUUUAUGGCAGUAAUAGACAAGACAUUUUACAUUUAAUGUGGUACAUUAAGGACGGUUAGUCAGAAUGAAGUUGAAGUUCUUUCAUUAAAGGUAUCAGAAAUAUUUGCAACCAAUCAAUAUAUCAUUAUAAAUAAUACCAGUAUUUACAAUUAAGAUUUGGAUACUUGUUAUUAUUUUUCAAAUGGGUAGUUAUAUCCAAUAAACUAUGAUGAUGAUGUGAUUCAGAUAGUCAAUAAAUAAAUAUAGAUUGGCUCCAUAAAAGGAUAUUACUUAAUUUAAUCAGAUUAGAUAUCCUAAUUCAACUUAUCUUUAGAUUAAUUUUAUGUUGUCGACAAAGGAUUAUAAGUUUUGAAUUCUGGAAAUUCUGCCUAUUAUGGAAAUAAAUUCUAAGUAGUAAAUUAUGUUUCUGGGCCUUAUGUAGAGAUUCAGCAGCAGGGAGUUUUAGAAUAACCACUUUAAUUGAAUUUAGAAAAGUAGAUUAAAGAUAAAUAAUUGUUGACAUUGAUAAACUAUUUGGAUGAAUCAAUAUUCUUAAUCUAUUUACAAAAUGCAUAGCUAUUCUCAUAGAAAUGUUUAAUUGAUUAAUUAUAGCUGAAAUGUCAAAAGGAAAUGCUCUUUUAAUAGAAUUCCCCAUCAAACAUAGAAAAUGUCUAAGGAACUGUAUUUGGAAUUCAAAUAAUAUUAGCAUAUCAAUCUCAGGAGACAGUAUACAUUUAUUUAGACGAUAAACUGUUAGAUUAGAUAAAUAAUGUCACUACAUUUCAACUGUACUAAAAUUAUAUAGUUAUUCUUAAAGACAAUGAAGUAUCUAUAAAUUACAUCAUUGAUAACAAAUUGAAUGAAGAAGCCUAAAUUAAUAUCACUUGCAUAAUGGUUGCUAUUUAUUUUAAUGAGAUUGCGCUGGUUGAUGAGAGAAAUAAUCUUAUAAUAGUUAGUGAUUCUAACAGUGGCUGGUAUUAUUCGUUUUCACAAUCAUUUCAAGAUUUAAUUACGGAAAUAAACUAUGUUAAUUCUCAAUUGAUUGUAUCAACUGAGAAAUAAGCAUAUAUUUAUGAGAGCAGGAUAUUAAGAGGAAAAUUAGAUUUAGAUAUAAUUACAAAUGGAAGUUAUUUAUAAACUCAAACUCACUUAUACAUUUAUAAUACCACCAAAAUAUUUUAAUUUUAAAUAUUCUCCGACUUUUCCUUAUCAAGUUGGCCAUAAUAAAUAAUAAAAUGUUAGAUUUAAUAACGUUUUUUAGGAUUAACAUUUAAAUAGAGUGAAUUACUACUUAUAGAUAACAUUCUAUUUGUUUAUAGUUAAAUUUUAUAGUUUACACCUAAUAAUAUUGUAGAAAGAGAUGUUUAUUCCAGAUUCAGUUCUGCUGAUAUCAUUUUCAGUAAUUAUUAAAAUAAAUCUGUUACUGUGAAGGUCAAAACAAUUGGGAAUAUUUUAAAACUACAGCCUUUAUAGUAUAAAGAAUCAGAUUGUUAAAUUAAUAAUGAUAUAUUAUAAAUUGAUUAAGCUUCAUUUUUUGAUGGCCCAAUCUCAAUCAUCAGCAAAGAUGUAGAUGAUGGAAUUGAAAUAAUUCAGAGAGCAAGUAAGUAUUAAACAUAACCAAGUUGGAUCGAUGAAGGCUUAAACGAUCUAAUUUAUAUUGGAAAUAACUUAAGAGUCAUUUAUUCGAACACUUCUUUGUCUCUAUGUUCAGAGAAUAAGUGUUAAUCUAUUUUAAAUAACACUCAAGAUUGUCUUACAUUAGAGUAGGAUCAAUUAUAAUUUUAUUUGGUUUGUAAAAAGUUUGUUUAUUCUGGUUUGAAAUCAAAACCAGAAUCAAUUAAUAAUAUAGAUUUUACCCCAUAUUUUAAUUAACUACUCAGUAUAAAAUUUGAUUAAGGCUCUAAAAUAGGAAUAAUAAGUAGAUCAGAUAUAUAUACACAAUUUUCACUUUACAACAAUUAUUAAUUAAAGGUUUAAAAAAUUAUUAGUGACCUCUAAGAUUUCUAAUUUAAUGAUUCAAAUAUAAUAUUUUUAACAUCACAAAAGGUUAUUUUAGUUGAUAGUACUUUAAAAGAGAUACAUUCAUAUAAUUUAUUAGAAAAUUUGAUCUCAACAGAAUAGAAUGAAGCAUUAAAAUUUUUGAAAUUUAAAAAAAUAUGCCAUUAUAAAGAAAAUUAAUAUCUAAUUUCAAGUAAAGACGGUCCAAUUUAUUUAAUGUAUUUAAAUAACGAACACUCUGAUUUAGUUUUGCAAUUCACAAAUAUUCAAAAUACAACUCCUAUUGAAACAUAUUUGAUUUAAAAAGAUAUUUUGGUAUGUAUUUAUAAAGACGACAAUGACUAAUAUUUUGCUGCCUUUUAUGAUUUUGAAGAUAGAACAAAAUCAUCUUUAAUUAUCCCAUAUUUCAAUGUGAUUGAAUUGGGAUCUUCAUUCUCAAAAUUCCAUUACACUCAACAAUCUGAUGCAAAGUAAAUAUUUGUAAUCAAUGAUUAUCUCCAAAUAAAGAGUGUCUCAUCUAAUAAAUAUUUACAUGAAUUGAUUGCCAAUGAUUUGAAAUUCCAAUCAACAAAAAUUAAUUUAAAAAUAAAUUUGACAGAAACUGAUGAAACUCCAGAAAAUUGGACCACAGCUAUUUAUAUUUUAUGUGGCAUAUUAGGAAUUCUAGUUUUCUUAAUAUUAUUUCGAUAUAUAAGAAGAUAUUGGUUGACAAGAAAUCUCAAAUUCGAAGAAGACAAACCUUCAGAAUUUAAAAAUGAAGAAGUUUGA
This is a messenger RNA of Paramecium tetraurelia, 3423 nucleotides long. RefSeq lists its product as uncharacterized. Lineage: Eukaryota; Ciliophora; Oligohymenophorea; Peniculida; Parameciidae. The transcript has 5 exons. The record is from RefSeq and is a predicted model, not a curated record.